Durotheca rogersii is the source of this 1782-nucleotide messenger RNA. RefSeq lists its product as uncharacterized. NCBI's taxonomy places the organism in Eukaryota, Fungi, Ascomycota, Sordariomycetes, Xylariales, Xylariaceae. The record is from RefSeq and is a predicted model, not a curated record. Bases 314 to 1405 code for a protein of 363 amino acids. The transcript has a single exon.
GUAUUCGGUAGUGGUGCUCUCAGGGGUAGCUUCAGCCACACACCCCCUUUCGUGAGUUGGCCUGAACGCCUGAAUCCUUAGCGAAUCCUACUCAUAUUUAAAUGCCUGUCACUUUCACCUCCUUGUCGGCGCCUUCCAAGAAUCUGUGUAUAUCUUCCCUACGCAUUCUACUAAGGUCCCCCUAUGACCCAUUCUCACUGGUAGCCGGCCAACCCUCCCCAGCUGCCAAAACAACAAGGACACUAUAAAAAAAAAAGAGAGGGGCCCAGAAAAGAAAAGGAAGCAAAAGAACAAACAAAAAAACAGGCGAGCCAUGGCCAGGCAAAGAGUCGGUGCGCCCAAGGCGGCCGCCGCCAAGGCCAGGAACAAGACACCAAGGUACGACGCGAGCGACGCGCCGGCGCCCUUCAAGCCGCCGCCGGACGUGCUGCGGCCCUUCGUCGAGACGCUGGACCGGGCGCACGUGUACGUGGCGCACGUGGACGGGCAGCCGCGGGCGUUCAAGCGGCAGAUCUUCGCGGUGCCGGCGGCCAUGAACGCGUGCGUGGCGGCGCUGCUGGCGUGGCGGGCGUGGGUGAUCGUGCCGUACUACGCGCGGCUCGCGGCGUCGGCGCUCGGGUACGCCAACGAGACGACGCUGGUGGCGGCGGAGCUCGCGUGGGCGGAGCUCGCGCCGGCCGUCGCGGGCCGCGCGGCCUCGUUCCUGCUCGACUUCGUGCUCGCCGUCUUCGUCUGGCCGUGGCCCGCCGACUUCUGCUUCGCCCGCGCCGGCCGCGGCAGCCCCCUCGCCUGGCGCCUCCUCGCCGGCUUCCGCGACCGCGAGGUCGUCGUCCGCCGCAGCCGCCGCUGGCGCCGCGACCUGCGCGACGUCGUCCGCGACGACGACGCCCGCAGCCUCCUCCUCGCCCGCGUCGCCGCCGCUACCGACCCCGCCCUGCUCGCCGAGAAGACCGGCUACCUCCUCAUGAACGCCCACUGGGACCUCGACUGGGCCGCCAUGGUCGACGCCGCCACCAUGGUCGACGACAAGCUCGCCGCCAUCGAGGCCUUCACCACCGUCGUCCUCGUCUUCCACGACGACUACGGCUGGCUCUGCGUCGACACCAAGCUUAAAGGCCGCGGAAAAGUCGAGGCCGGCAGCACCGCGGAGGAGAACGAGAGGCGGCGGCAGGUGCUAGCCUUUCGGGACGCGCUCGCCGCCGUCGGCAAAGAAGACCUUUUUUUCCGCUGGAUCGAGGUCGUCCAGUUCGAAUCAUCGCAGCCGGGCGGCUUCACCGCCGAGAAGCAGGAGAAGGCGGCUAGGGAGAUCAGGGACAUGUUCGACAAGCAGGGCAUCAACUUUGACGAGUUCUGGAAGCAGAGCGUGGGGGCCGAUGCCAACGGGACUGGCCAGCCAGCGGCGUAAUGAAUUUGGACUAGAAAUGGGGUACUAUAGACACAUCGGCGGCGUUUAUGCAUUUAUAUAUACCUACGGCUAUUACAAAUAUGUUCACAGGUUGUUGCAUAGAAUGACGUCCUUUACAUAACCCCGCCGAUCUCGUAUUGCGUUGACGUUGACGUCGGUACACCAAGUUAGCACGACAACAACGCGUAUAAACUUGAGCUUGAUAGCUUCUUGGACCGGGCAACCUAGCUCAUAUCUACCUACCGCUUACAUACUACGCCAGCAUAAAGCUCUAGCGGGGCCUACGGAUAGGUGAGGUGUCACGAGCACACCUCGUACGCCAGAUCCCCUUCAAGCAUCAGCCCGAAUGUUUAACCUCGGGGUAGGCUGACACAAAG